AUGCUCAUCACCGUCAGCGACGUGCCCACCCUCCUCGACAUCUCCGACUCGGUCGCUGCGAACGUCGCUGGCAGCCUCGGCGGCGUCGACAAGCUGUUGGAGCCUGCGUCCGCAGCUUCGGAGAAGAUCAAACAAGAAAUUAUUGUACAGGCGGGACUGCUGCUUGCGGAGGCGCGCGAGGUGGGCGGUGAUGACCCAGUCGCAGAUCCACCCGAAGCUGCGGACGCGGGCUCCAACAGCUCGCCGACGCCGCCGAGGCUGCCGGCGACGUUCGCAGCGGCCGAGUUGAAGAUGUCAAGGAGGGUGGGCACAGUGCCGACGGUGACGAGCAUGGAUAGCACACGGACGUUGUUGUUGUUGUUGUUGUUGUUGUUGUUGUUGUUGUGUUGGUCGGCAAUGGCAGCAGAGGAGGAGCAGAGGGAUUUGAUGAGGGAGCCGGAUGAAAUUCACCCAAAAAGGUACUCAAUCACAGGAGAAAGAAGAGCAGCAGCAGGAGCAGCAGCAGCGGCAGCAGCUUUCCCCUCACUGUGCUCUGAAGUCUCAAUGGAGGCGAAGAAAGCAGUAGGAGAAGAAGGCCCCGACCCGAACCCCUGCGCCGUGGCUCCGCAUGCAAAAUGGUCCGCGUGGCGCUGCUCGCGCUCGCCGAGGAGGAGGAGGGAUCGACGGAAGCGGCGAUCUCCGCCUACAUCGUCUCCGCCUUCUCCGGCCUCCCUCCCGGCCACGCCAGCCUCCUCCCCUACUACCUCACCGACCUCCUCUCCUCCGGCUUCCUCGCCCCCCUCUCCCCCUUCCCCCCAAAACCCUAACCCUAGCUCAGAACCCUCGCCCACCACCACCACCAGCCGCCGCCGCCGCCGCGGGAGGCAGCCGAAGAACGCCGCCGCGGCUGCGCCGGCGGAGGCGGAGGCGGAGGCAGUGCCGGCGGUGGAGGCAGCAGAACCCUCGCUCAGAACCCUCGCUCACCCUUACCCUAACCCUAACCCUAACCCUAGCUCAGAACCCUCGCUCACCACCAGCAGCAACCGCCGCCGCCGCGGGAGGCGGCCGAAGAACGCCACCGCGGCUGCGCCGGCGCCUCCGCCGCCGCCGCCGCUGCCGGCGGAGGCGGAGUUAGUGCCGGCGGGGACUGAGACGGCGACGGCGGUGGAGGCAGCAGAACUCUCGCUCAGAACCCUCGCUCACCCUUACCCUAACCCUAACCCUAACCCUAGCUCAGAACCCUCGCUCACCACCAGCAGCAGCCGCCGCCGCCGCGGGAGGCAGCCGAAGAACGCCGCCGCGGCUGCGCCGGCGCCUCCGCCGCCGCCGCCGCCGCCGCUGCCGGCGGAGGCGGAGGUAGUGCCGGCGGGGACGGAGACGGCGACGGAGACGGCGACGGCGGUGGAGGCAGCAGAACUCUCGCUCAGAACCCUCGCUCACCCUUACCCUAACCCUAAUCCUAACCCAAGCUCAGAACCCUCGCUCACCAGCUGCAGCAGCCGCCGCCGCCGCGGAAGGCCGCCGAAGAACGCCGUCGCCGCUGCGCCGACGGAGACGGCGACGGCGGUGGAGGCGCCGGUCCGCCGCGGCAGAGGAAGGCCCCGGAAGCGCGCCGCCGUUGCCGCGGGAGGUCUCCAUUGCGGUCAAGGAAAAUAAAGAGAAGAAGAGAGAAGAAGAGGGGUAAAAAAAAGAGGAGAGAGAAGAAAAAAAAAGAGCCAAUUUCAUACGGCUCCUUAAAAUAUAGUGUAAAUUAUAAAAUAUAUU
This is a messenger RNA of Ananas comosus (pineapple), 1743 nucleotides long. Its product is annotated as vegetative cell wall protein gp1-like. Gene Ontology annotation, molecular function: DNA binding. The record is from RefSeq and is a predicted model, not a curated record. NCBI's taxonomy places the organism in Eukaryota, Viridiplantae, Streptophyta, Magnoliopsida, Poales, Bromeliaceae. Gene Ontology annotation, biological process: regulation of DNA-templated transcription. The transcript is spliced from 4 exons. Bases 1 to 1635 code for a protein of 544 amino acids.